Molecule: messenger RNA, 171 nt
Organism: Pisolithus orientalis
Lineage: Eukaryota; Fungi; Basidiomycota; Agaricomycetes; Boletales; Pisolithaceae
Exons: 1
Source: RefSeq, a predicted model, not a curated record
UGCCCUCUGUGGGACUGGGCCCUCAAUUUAUUGCAAAAUCCUUUUCUUGAACUGCACUUCAUCUGGGAUGCUGAAUGGGUCUUCAAACUUGAUGGUGAGAUGUAUGAAUGCUUCUACACUGAACCUUGGAUGGGCAAUCAUUGGUGGGAUAUUCAAGUGCAUUGUAAUUAA